This is a messenger RNA of Vanessa tameamea, 6737 nucleotides long. It is a transcript of the gene Tomosyn, whose product is annotated as syntaxin-binding protein 5. Lineage: Eukaryota; Metazoa; Arthropoda; Insecta; Lepidoptera; Nymphalidae. The coding region runs from base 320 to 4408 and encodes 1362 amino acids. Gene Ontology annotation, biological process: regulation of protein secretion; regulation of exocytosis. Gene Ontology annotation, cellular component: SNARE complex; cytoplasm; plasma membrane. The transcript has 27 exons. Gene Ontology annotation, molecular function: GTPase activator activity; syntaxin binding; myosin II binding. The record is from RefSeq and is a predicted model, not a curated record.
UGUGACGGCGCGUGUCAGAAUAGUUUCGAGUGCGCGUGUGUCGCCGCUCCCUGGUAUCGAUCUGUCGGCAGACCGCAUUGCUGUACAUUCCGGAGGCGGUGCCUCGCCUAGUUUUCGUCGAUUGUCGGCGUGGCGGGCGCGUGUCGGCGUCGGCGGCGGCCCGGACGGCCCUGCGCAGUAGCGGUGUGAGCAGCGCGGGAGCGACCGACCUUCCUUCUGCCAAAACAGGCUCGCUGUCCGCGGCGGACGGCUGUGAUGUAGCCGGGGCCGGCGUGCGAGCGGCCUUCGGACAAAGGAUCCGCGCGAUACGUGAUUCGCAAUGAAGAAGUUCACUUUCAAGGGGGUGCUGGACGGGUUCCGGAGCUCGGUGCAGGCGGCGCCGCGCGGGACCGAGCAGGAAAUACAGGAGACCUUGCGUCCGGAUCACUUCCAGAUUAAAAAGACAUUCCGCCAUGGGUUCCCGUUUUCGCCGACGGCUCUGGCAUGGGACCCCGUGCAGAAGCUACUGGCCGUGGGUGAUAAAGGCGGCAACCUCAGAUUACUAGGGGGUCCCGGGGUAGACGCGCACGUGCGCCACGAGGCCGGCGAGGCGGUGCUACACGUGAAGUUCCUGAUCAACGAAGGUGCUCUCGUCACAGCCACCGCUGAUGACCAACUCCACCUCUGGACCUUCAGGCAGAAGAUAGCACAAAGAGUCCAAUCGCUCAAAUUCCAGAGAGAACGAUAUUACAUCAAACUAUCACGACAGACUAAAGAACUGAAGGGGAUAACCUGCCUCCAUUUACCUCUUCAAUCGAAAUGGAUCCACGUGGGCACGGAGCGCGGGAACGUCCACGUGGUGAACAUCGAAACGUUCGCGCUGAGCGGCUACGUCAUCAACUGGAACAAAGCCAUCGAAGUAACGAGGCCGAACCACCCGGGCGCCGUCGUCGACGUUAGCGAAAAUCCACUAGACGCCAGCAAAUUAGUAAUUGCGUAUGAAUCGGGUCUGGUGGUGGUAUGGGACCUGCGGGCGCGAGCCGCGGAGUGGAGAGGGUCGCUGGGCACGGGCGGGCCCGGCGAGGCCGUGCGCGCCGCGGCGUGGCAGCACGACGCCAAGCUCAUGACCGCGCACGCGGACGGCGCGCUGGCCACGUGGAGCAUGCGCUCUCCGAGACCUACCUCCUUGUCGUACCCGCACGCGAAAGCAAACAAGGACGGAAAACCAGAACCCUGCAAACCUAUACUCAGACUGGAAUGGAAAACUUCAAGAACAGGAGAAAGUUUGGUGAUAUUCUCCGGCGGCCUGCCAACCGACAAAGCUGGGCGGACGCAUAGCAUCACGGUGCUCAACGGAAAGAGUACCACCGUGCUGGAAAUGGAGCACAGCGUGGUCGACUUCGUCACCCUCUGCGAGAGCCCUCACGCUGCCGAUUAUCAAGAACCAUACGCGAUAGUGGUGCUACUGCAGAACGACCUGGUCGUAAUAGACCUGCUGACUCCCGGCUACCCCUGCUUCGAGAACCCUUACCCCAUGGACAUACACGAAUCACCUGUCACAUGCUGUUGUUAUUUUGCUGACUGCCCCUCGGAUUUGAUUCCAGCAUUCUACUCAGUGGGCCGACAAGGCAACAAGAAGGCGGCCGGCUUCAGCGAGAAACUCUGGCCCAUCAACGGCGGCGAGUGGGCGCCGGCCUCGUGCUCCUACAGCGAAAUUAUACUCACUGGGCACGCAGAUGGCAGCGUGAAAUUUUGGGACGCGAGCGCGGGGACUUUGCAAAUACUGUACAAAUUAAAAUGUUCGAAAGUGUUCGAGCGGCGCGGCGGCUACGAGGAGGAGUCCCCGCUGGCCGUGCAGCAGGCCGCGCUGUGCGCCGAGUCGCGCCGGCUGUGCGUGGCGCUGCCGCACGGACACGUCGUGCUCUUCAAGUUCCGCAAGGCCGAGGUGCACGCCGAGACGCACGUCGUCGAGGUGCCGGUGAUAACCGACGCGGUGGAGGAGGAGACGUCCCCGGAGGCGGAGAGCGGCCGGUCCGCCUCCCUCGGCAGGGGCGCGGAGAGCGUCGAGGGCGAGGGCCGAAGGUCGGGCUCGUGGGCGGGCAGCGCGCUGCGCGUGCGCGGCUGCGCGGGCACGGGCGGCGCGCGGCGGGCGCCCGGCUUCCAGGCCGCGCUGGUGGCGCUGCAGCACGGCCCGCCGCACCCCGUCACGGCGCUCACGCUCAACUCGUCGUACGGCCUCAUGGCGUGGGGCGGCGAGCGCGGCAUGGUGGUGCUGGACGUGUGGCGGCGCUGCGUGGUGGCGGCGCUGCCGGCGCACGCGCUGUACCUGCCGCACCCGGAGGCGCCGCUGGCGCGCCACGAGCGCCGCUCGCCCGAGCUGGACCAGUUGGAGGAGUCACCAGCCAGCCCCGAGCCUGCCGAGGAAGCACUGCCGGACCCAAAGCUUGACACGAGACGCAAAUCCACACCAUGGAAGAACUUCAAUCUGAAACGUCAAAUUUCUAAAGUUGACCUUAAGCUCAAAGCUGCCUUCGGGCCGCAAGAAAACGAGGAAAUCGUUGAAAAAGGGAAUUCACAAUUCUAUUGUGAAACGGCUGGUACAUCCGAGGCGGCGCCUGAAUCUAUCACCGACUCACCCGAAGGCGAAGACGCGGGAGAACGGAGAGCAGACGAAGAUAAAAGCCAACUGUCGUCACCUUUACGCGUUUGUUCGGAUGUCUUCGAGCGAAUGCAUCGAGAACUACAAGAGAAACGAGCAGCUGAUGUUUAUGACAGAAUGCAUAAAGAACUUCAGGAAAGAUGGCAGGAUAAAGAACGAGGUGAAAUAACGCCUGACAUUUCCCCCUCUCGGAUCGGAGACGACGAAAAAGCUACACGUCCUGACAAUCUUCCUCUUUUCGAUGAAGAUGGCAAGCCACUGCGACCACCUCGUUCGAAAGCCAAGAGAAAAGAGGACACAAAGGACCAGAGAGACCAGAGAUUGCUAUCAGUGCCCAAUAUUAAAUACAACAAGCAGGAAUCGGUAAAGGACCUGCGAAAGAAGCAAGCGACUCAACAGUCGCAGUCGUUCGCCGGCAACCUGAUGCGGCGGUUCAGAGAGCUUGUAGCGAGACUUUGCACGAGAAACGAACGAAAUGUCGAAGAGGAAUUAAACGAAGUAAUAGAAGUGCCCAACGUAUUAGACAAGCUGGACAGUUCGUUCUCGCGGUCGCGCUCCAGCUCCAUGUCCAGUCUUGAGAACAUAUCGCAGGAAGGCAUUCAGUGCCUCGCCUUUGCCGACAGCUAUACGAAGAGAUCGGAUCCCACGACGUUGCUGCCGACCUUGUGGAUAGGAACGACGUUGGGCUCGGUGCUCACAAUGAUGAUCAGCUUGCCGGAAGCCGACCUGCGCCACACGCAGCCAGUCGUUAUUUCCACGAGCGGCGGUCCAAUAUUUAGGUUAAAGGGUUCAAUAUUGGCCAUGUCAUUUUUGGAUUGUAAUGGUGCUUUAAUUCCUUACUCGUACGAGAGCUGGAAGGACGACAGUAAAGACGGUCGGGAGCGGCGCGAGCGCACGCCCACCAAGCAGAGCUCGUCGGGCAGCAGCCACAUGAGCCCCCCGCCGGCCGGCGCGGAGGCGGCCGCCGACCGCCAGUUCGUGGUCAUCGCCUCGGAGAAGCAGGCGCGCGUCGUAGCGCUGCCCAGCCAGAACUGCGUCUACCGCCAGCAGAUUGUCGACACGGACUUUGUAGUCAAAUCGGAGAUUGUAAGCUUAAAAGAUAGCGUCUGUCUGGUGAACUACUUGUCGACGGGUCACUUGGCGGCGUACAGUCUCCCCUCCCUGCGGCCACUCGUACACACGGACUUUCUGCCGCUCUCUGAACUCAGCUUCCAGACACAGUCCAAACAGAGGGGUAUCGUAGACCCUAUGCUCUCCAUAUGGGGCCAGCAACUGAUAGUUAACGAGGACACGGACCAAAUAGCGAAGACGUUCUGCUUCAGUAACCGCGGACACGGCCUCUACCUCGCCUCGCCCACGGAAAUACAAAAGUUUACUAUCGACGCUGAGUUCUGUCAGCAACUAAACGAAAUGAUCGGAGAGCUGUUCCUGCCGCGGGACAUGCCCGAGCCGCCCAAGGAGAGCUUCUUUCGAGGGCUGUUCGGCGGAGGGUCCCGGCCGCUCGACAGGGAGGAACUAUUCGGCGAGAGCAGCGGCAAGCCGAGCCGCAGCGUGGCCAAGCACAUCCCGGGGGUGGAGGGCGCGGGGCAGCGCGUGGUGGCGGCCACCAGCGAGGUGGCGCGCGCGCACCAGAUGGUGGUGGAGCGCGGCGACAAGCUGACGCAGCUGGAGGACCGCGCCGAGCGCAUGCACUCGCAGGCCUCCGAGUUCUCCAGCUCGGCGCACCAGCUCAUGCUCAAGUACAAGGACAAGAAGUGGUACCAGCUGUGAGACGCCGCUUCGCGCGAUGUGAUAAUGUAAAUAGUAAACGAUACUACACUACACUUAAUCUUUUUAUACAGCGUACCUUAUGUAUUACCGUAGUGGUUUCUCUAUAUCGCACUCUUCCCGUCUCGCGUUUUCUCUUGUUUUCGACACUGUACUCUGUGAUUCGAGAUGCGAGAGCGUGUGAGUGAGUCGGCAGCCCCUCGGCUGACCGGGCGAACGGCGCGUUUGGGUUACCGUUGAGAUAGUGUUACGUUGCGAUAGUGUUGCGUCGAUAUGAGAUUAUUUAAAGUUGCUACCUUAAAGAUAACUUAAGUAGAUGUAAUUUUUUAUAGAUACGAGCGAACGGAACGGAUGAAACCACUGUAGUCGUUGUGAAUCGUGUUGAUCUGUGUAAAGUAAAUAUUUAUAAAUAAAUGAAUAAUAUAAAUUUAAAUGAUUGAAAAGUUAAGCAUUGGAUGACAAUAAUUUUGUUACAUUUGUCCGGAGUUUGGUUUCGCGCCGAAAGCGUUCCUGUUUGUUUAUUCUACACAAAGUCUUCUAUUGAAUACCUCUUUUAAAAGUGUACCUACAUAUAUUAUAUGACUUGUUGAUCUUGUUGAUCCUGUUUUCAUUCUAACACUUCGCUCUUUCGAUAUAUUUUAAAUUAUUAAUUCAUAUAUAUAUUAGGUAUGAAAUGUGCAUAAAAUGAUGUUAUUAAGAUUUAAUGAAUCAUUCGAGGUGCGCCUCUUUGCAAUGAUAGCAAUACAACGGACUCCGGCCCGAGUGGACCUGACCAAUAGGUGUCGUGUCGAUGUUGUUAGCUGAUUAACUAUUAACGAAUGAAACCGAAUGAAGCGAUAACUAAUAUACUAUGUAAAGUAUCGAUUAAGUAACGCACUGCGCGUCGCAAAUAAGAGAUAAGUUCGUGCGGAGAAUCGUCGCAGUUUAUGUGUAUAGGAACAUUUAUUAUUUCUGCUGCGAUCUGCCAACGACCGCAAGCCGGGCACGUUUCCGAACGAAUAAAACGCAGCGAGUACAGUCCGCUCAUUUGCCGUAGGUAGUGCGCUCGUAGGUACCGACGCGUCGCAGGGCAGUAAUCGCUUCGACGCCCGCAGCGCCGCGCGCUCGCUCAAAGUCAAACUGCUAAUCCGACCGAUCUUGACAGUUGGCACGUUUCUAAUCUGUGACGUCGAUCCUUUCGUUUAGUAAUCGUAGUGAGUUUUGUAUCAUCUAAUUCCAUGCGUAGAUUUCGGAUGCCAAAGGUGACUAUUUUGAAAAUCCGUUUUGUAUAUAAUAUCGAGUACACAACGCGCUAGGCGGUGUUUUAUAUCUCAUUUUGAAACGUUACAGUUCAUCUAGACGUCUGCGAAUAUGGCAACCUAGCGUUACUAUUGAAGGAAUAUAUUGGAAUAUUGUAAAAAAAUACGAAACGGAUGCUGUUCCGAUAUUAUAUCACUAACGUUAAUAUUUUAACCAGAUUAUUUUGGUAUGUAGACGCGUAUACACCCGAAGACGAAGACAGAAUUGAUUCGUGAAAUUUAAUAUUUUCUUAUCUAUAUUUAGUGGUUUUAGUGAAUGCAGAUGUUGGCGUUUUACAAGCUAUACUUAUUGUAUUACUAGGUCGUUGUAGAUGUCGGUCGCGACGCUCUCGGGACGCUCGAGUUUACGAGACGCUUAUGAAUCAGAACCAACAGGGACAACACACAGCACACAAUUUACAGCUCGGACAUUUCAUACAUCUAGCCAUCGUUUCCCCACAUCGUUAUGAACUUAACAAACUAUACCAGAUCAUGUUCCCAUACGGAAAUGAUUGUAUACACUGCAAUCCGCAUACAACUUGUAUAAGCACUCUCGGGCCGCGCCCCGAGGCGUCGCCGGACCGAACUCGUGAUGUGACGUAACGUCGUGUGUGUUAAGUUUAAACAAUUCUAUUUCUUGUUACUCGGCGCCCGCGCACUCCGACUCGGUCCCGGUCCAGCCCGGUCCGGUCCGGUCCGGAUCGAUAUGUUGUUUGCGCUUUCUCUAUACUUUUAACUAAAUGUUCCCAUUGAAACGCUAUUCACUUGGAAAUUAUGGGACUAAAUUAUUAUAAGGAUUGUAAAUAAAUAAUUAACAAAACUUGUGGCAAAUUAUUACUUGUUAAUCUUUAAUAUUCGUAGUUCAUUUAAAUAUUAUUUUGUAUGGAUUAGACGACUGUCUCUUUUUUAACGUUUGGAAACGAGGGAGUCACGAGCAUAUAUCUAUACAUAUUGUAUAUAAAGGUGCCGUUGAAUCAUAUUAUUUAGUUUGGUAGAUGAUAUAGUCAUUACAUAUAUAUAAAUAAAACGUAAAAAUAAAAUUAUAUCGAAAUUAA